Molecule: messenger RNA, 1699 nt
Organism: Phytophthora nicotianae INRA-310
Lineage: Eukaryota; Oomycota; Peronosporomycetes; Peronosporales; Peronosporaceae
Exons: 7
Coding region: 215-1399 (394 amino acids)
Molecular function (GO): protein binding
Source: RefSeq, a predicted model, not a curated record
UGGGUACAUGUGGUGUGUCGCCAAAAGAACCCAACUUCCAACCAAUUUAUUGACAAGCUACCGAGAUGGCGGACACUCACAUGACAGAGCCCGAGGAGACGGAGAUCGAGGUCAUCACGGCCGACGAGACCACGCAGGAGUUCGACAUUGGCGAGGCCCCGCAAGGUGCUAUAUAAUAUCCGGAUAGCAGCGCUGUUGGUGAUCAGAGACGCUGAUGGACUGUUUUCGGUAUAUCUGCUCAGAUGACGACGACGACGCCAUGGAAGACGAAGACAACGAGGGCAAGAUUUCUGCUGAGGAUGCUGACGUACGCGACGACGCCGAGAUGGUCUUCAACAAGCACUCGGGCCCGGUCUACUCGAUCAAGGUGAAUCCGGUGGAUCCGCGUAUCGUCAUCACGGGCGGAGGUGACGACGUGGGAGUCAUCUGGAAUCGUGAGGACGGUAAUGUACUGUACACGCUGUCGGGCCACCAGGACUCGGUGGUAAGUGUCGACUUCAGCUUCGACGGCAAGUACGCAGCUACUGGUGGAUACGACGGUGUGGUCAAGGUCUGGGAAGUCGCUACAGGCAACCUGGUGCAGAACUUGGAGGGCCCUUCGCAAGAGGUCGAGUGGGUUUGCUGGCACAAGAAGGGCAACGUGGUGCUCGCUGGAUCGGGCGACGGUACUGUUUGGAUGUGGCUCGCGACAACUGGGGAGUGCAUGCACGUGUUUGCUGGACACGAGGAUGGUGUUACGUGCGGUUCAUUUACGGGAUCUGGAAAGAUGAUCGUGACAGGUAGUACGGACACCACUGUGCGUGUGUGGAAUCCGAAGACUGGCGAAUGCAACCAUGUUUUCCGAGGACACGACUUCCAUGAGGGCCCAGUGACAUUCAUCGCCUGCCACCCAACCCAACCGCUGGCUCUUUCUGGCUCGCAAGAUGGCACUGCUCGCCUUAUUCAAGUGCAGACGAAGCGUGUGCUCGCUACGCUCUCGCACGAUGGCGUUGACCCGAGCGUCGCCGGAACUGUCAAUGAUACAACGACUUCAACGGAGAACUCGGCGGAGUGCGGAGGAUUUUGUAACACAAUGAACUGGGCGGCAACGGGUUGUCUCGGCGGAUACCUGCGCAUCUGGGACUUGACGACGUACCAGUGCCGUCAUGUUUGCCGUCACCCUGCUGGUGUGAUCAAGCUUUUGUGGCACCCGACGCAGCCGAUCGUGUACUCGUGCACGGUGGAAGGUCUGAUCUACGUUUGGGAUGCCCGGACAGGACUGCUCUUGAAGACGCUGGCUGGCCACACGGAUAUGGUGCUCGACAUGACUUUCAUUCCUGCGUUCGAAGGCAACCCGAUCGCUGGACUUCUUACGGCCAGCGACGACGAGUCCGUGCGGCUCUUUCGGGUGGACAACUAGGCAGUAGCAGAAUUAAAAAAGAAUCGAAACACGGUCGUUUUGCCUGAACAUUUUCACGUCGCAGUGAUUCAACUUCGAUCCGUAGCGGGGGUACCAAGGGUGGAAUGCUCAAAUGCUGUGUAUGAAAUGAAUUGCAUAUACUGCAGAUCUCUACUACGCGAAUGUGAAACUAACCGUGCGCUCGAUUACAUCGACGUGGAGUUACGCCUCAUACAAUCUGCAAUAAUCGACAACAAAAUCACAUAAGACGAUAGUUAAAACAAAACAAUUAACAAGCCAAACGUACACUUCGUUCUGGAA